Messenger RNA from Mesocricetus auratus (golden hamster), 2667 nucleotides. RefSeq names its product gamma-aminobutyric acid type A receptor subunit alpha6 (gene Gabra6). The transcript is spliced from 9 exons. Lineage: Eukaryota; Metazoa; Chordata; Mammalia; Rodentia; Cricetidae. The coding region runs from base 359 to 1720 and encodes 453 amino acids. Gene Ontology annotation, cellular component: dendrite membrane; GABA-A receptor complex; neuron projection. Gene Ontology annotation, biological process: gamma-aminobutyric acid signaling pathway; synaptic transmission, GABAergic; monoatomic ion transmembrane transport. The record is from RefSeq and is a predicted model, not a curated record. Gene Ontology annotation, molecular function: transmitter-gated monoatomic ion channel activity involved in regulation of postsynaptic membrane potential; inhibitory extracellular ligand-gated monoatomic ion channel activity; GABA-A receptor activity.
AUGCCAAAACUAGCCAUGAAUUUCUUCCUUUUAAUCUCCCCUAAUGCCUUAGUCAAUUAUUGUCAUUGUUCUGGCUCUCCAUUUCUCAACUGAACCAGUCAGAGGAGGCUGGAUAUCUGCAAGACUCAAUUUAAGACCACAAACAACCAUAUUCCAUCUGAAAAAAACAAAAAUAAGAUAAAAAGGAUAAAGGAAACCCGUAACAAUUUCCUGGCAACACCUUCAUCUAUUGGAUUGCUCACUGGGAUGAGGGAUAUGAGGGGUUUGGAAGAUUUCUCCAGUUGAUUGUCACAGGAGAGCUGGCUGAGGGGAGGAAGAAGCAGGAGGAGGGGGACCUGGCAUCUCAGUGAUCCAUAGGAUGGUGGUGCUUCUCCCCUGGCUGUCCAUUAUUCUUUGGCUAGAAAAUGCGCAGGCUCAACUUGAAGAUGAAGGCAAUUUCUACUCUGAAAAUGUCAGUCGGAUUCUUGACAACUUGCUGGAAGGCUAUGACAAUCGUCUACGGCCAGGAUUUGGAGGUGCUGUCACAGAAGUCAAAACAGACAUCUAUGUGACCAGCUUUGGGCCUGUGUCAGAUGUGGAGAUGGAGUAUACAAUGGAUGUUUUUUUCCGCCAGACUUGGACUGAUGAGAGGCUGAAGUUUAGGGGUCCUGCUGAGAUUCUGAGCUUAAAUAACUUGAUGGUCAGUAAGAUAUGGACCCCUGACACUUUUUUCAGAAAUGGGAAGAAGUCAAUUGCUCACAACAUGACCACGCCUAACAAGCUCUUCCGAUUAAUGCAGAACGGAACAAUCCUGUACACCAUGAGGCUUACCAUCAAUGCCGAUUGUCCCAUGAGGCUGGUUAACUUCCCCAUGGAUGGACAUGCUUGUCCACUCAAGUUUGGGAGCUAUGCUUACCCAAAAAGUGAAAUCAUAUAUACUUGGAAAAAAGGACCGCUUUACUCAGUAGAAGUCCCAGAGGAAUCUUCCAGCCUCCUCCAGUAUGAUUUGAUUGGGCAAACAGUCUCUAGUGAGACAAUUAAAUCUAACACAGGUGAAUAUGUAAUAAUGACAGUCUAUUUCCACUUACAAAGGAAGAUGGGCUACUUCAUGAUCCAGAUAUACACUCCAUGCAUUAUGACAGUCAUUCUUUCUCAGGUGUCUUUCUGGAUUAAUAAGGAGUCAGUCCCAGCAAGAACUGUCUUUGGAAUCACCACUGUUUUAACGAUGACCACCUUAAGCAUCAGUGCCCGGCACUCCCUGCCCAAAGUGUCCUAUGCAACAGCCAUGGAUUGGUUCAUAGCUGUGUGCUUUGCUUUUGUCUUUUCUGCUCUUAUCGAGUUCGCAGCUGUCAACUACUUCACCAAUCUCCAGUCACAGAGGGCUGAGAGGAAGGCACAGACUGCAGCCCCUCCUCCUGUAGUAAUAUCAAAAGCCACUGAACCACGGGAAGCUGAGAUUAUUGUGCAUUCUGACUCCAAAUACCACCUGAAGAAGAGGAUUAGCUCCCUGACUUUGCCGAUAGUUCCAUCUUCUGAGGCCAGCAAAGUUCUCAGCAGAACGCCCAUCUUACAAACAACACCUGUCACUCCACCACCACUUUUACCAGCUGUUGGGGGCACCAGUAAAAUAGAUCAGUAUUCUCGAAUUCUCUUCCCAGUAGCAUUUGCAGGGUUCAACCUUGUGUACUGGAUAGUUUACCUUUCCAAAGACACCAUGGAAGUGAGCAGUACUAUUGAAUAGUUUGCAGACCAGAUAACCUGGGUGCUGCAGUUUCUCAUUUUCCUCGCUGACAGCAAACAAAUUCCUGAGAUUUGUGUAGAUAUUCUCAUUUCAGAUAUAAAGUAAAAACUGAGUAUCUGUAAAUUCAUAACGUUGAAUGAGCAUGAAUGGACCAAAAACAAUGAUGUUACUCUUCAAAAUUAAAACUAGAAGGUUACUGAAAAUAUGAAUUUUAUAUACAAUAAAAUAAUUAAUAAUAAUAAUAAUGUACGUAGAUAAUGUAGAAUCAGGAUGAGUUUCCCAACAUUUAUUUUCAUUGUUCAAUAUUUUUUGAGACAGGUUUUCUCUGUAGAUUUGGGGCCUGUCCUAGAACUCACUCUGUAGACAAGGCUGGCCUCAACCUCACAGAGAUACACCUGCCUCUGAGUCCCAAGUGCUGGGAUUAAAGGUAUGUGUCACCACCACCAGGCUUCAUUGUUCCAUAUAUUUAAUUGUCACUGUUAAUAACAUUUUCCAUAAGGGAGACUAAUUCAGAGAUGCUAGAGAUUGUCUUAAAUUUGUUUUGGCUUAAUUUCUAGUCUAAACAUUUGUUAGUAUGUUUACUCAGCAUGCUAGAGUCCUUUAUGAUUUUACAAGAGCUUUCAGUGACAUUGGACAGCUUAUAUGGAGUUAGACAGUUCUUUUUAACCUUGCUGUGUUCUUUUACCUCAAUAAAAUGUGGCAUUAUAUACAUAUAAAUAAUACAUAGGUUAUAAAUUAUGUAUGCAUAUUUACAUAGCUUUAGUUAUGCUGCAACACUGUUGCUACUUCCCAUUGAAUUCACCUUUCAAAGAAAAUGCUUGCUGAAACACCAAGAAGUUUUAGGAAGGUCACUCUGUGCACUUUGACUGUAUAUUCUGAUUACCGUUACCACACAUAAGCUCCACUUUCCUAAAUGUAAUACUAAAUAAAGCCAUAGCAACCCGGCA